CUCCUGAUCUCGUCUCGUGCUGUGUUUUGCUGCUCCAUUCCUCCUCUCGGCUCGGCCACCGACUGCCAUUGCCACCCCACUGCGCUGGAGGCGAGCCGGCGGAGUGCGGCGGCCAAAGCUCGGCUGCCUGAAGAUUUGUGUAGGCAAUCGAGAGAGAGGGCAGGCCAUGGGUGUUGAGGCAAAUCAAGAUGCUUUAUGUAGCAUCAAGAAAAUUCUGAGGUGUUCUGUCAGAACAAGCUGCAGAUGUGCUUCUGAACACAGGGCUUUGUUCAGUCUAGUCCUGCUGCUCUACCUGCUAUACAAGUCAUCACAGGGCUUCUUUACUUUCCUUCUUUCCUCUUCUCCUGUGAUUAUAUGCACCACCCUUCUCCUUGGUGUACUGCUGAGCUAUGGGAGCACACACCUUCCGGAGAUCGACGAAGACAGGAAGGCUCCUGCAGAUAUUUCAGCACCCAAGUUUGGGUGUUCUUCCAGAAAUGUUCGUCUGAAAGCAUAUAAGGGAUCUUCAGUGCCUGCAGUGAAGGAGAGUAUAAUCAAGGAGGCAAGUUUUGGCAGAAGAGACAGUAACGAGCGCAUUGAUCUGGAUGAGAGUGUUCCUUUUCUGAAAGUUGGUUAUCAAGGAGAUGAGAGAUUUGAUGCUGCAGGUGGUAGACUUGAGAAAAUGCUCACUUGUGUUCCUUUCUUGAAGACACUGCAGCAGGUGGUUGGUAUCGAGGAAUACAUGAAGGCCCAUGCGGAAAAAGAGUCCAAAGAUGCAUUUUCUAGCAAGGACAAGGGCGAUGAGUACGCCAAUUUGUUCGAGGAGGUUCAUCAGAGUAGAGUUGAUGAGAAAGAAACAACCUUUGGUCUACACUCUUCAAGUGUGAAUGUUAGGGAAGAUAUUGGAAUGGUAGCAAAGCCGAAUCAUCAAGGGAGAGUAUUUACAGAUUCACAAAGUGGUGAGGUGGCAGAUGUUUCAGAACAUAAGGCUGUUGAUGGAGCAACAGGUAAAUGCAGAUGGGGCCGUGCUUUUUCUGUGCGUCAGAGGAAGAAGCUUGCUGAUAUAAAGAUUGAGGCUAGUAAUUCUGUUGUGGACAAUCAAUUAGAUUAUUCUCUAUGUUCACCAUUCACUAGAGUUGGCAGCCAUGAUUGCUCAUCAGGCUUUGACCCUGAUAAUGCAGAGAGAUGGUCUCCUGAUGUUUCUAUGACCGACACAGCUCCGGUGCUCGAUGAGACCGCCCCUCUUUUGGGUGCUGAUUUCUCUUGUCCUGAUCACGUUAAUAAUGGUGAUUCAGAUAAGCAUUCCAGCAUCUCCUCUAAGAAUUCUCAAGCUGAGAGUGAUAGUAAUGAUGUGGCUAGCAACAGCAAGGCCAAAGAUGAUGCCGAGGAGAAGGAUGCUGGAAACGAGCCUGCAUUUCUGUGGACAGCUGAUGACGAGAAGAAUGCCAUGGAUCUUGGGUACUCCGAGAUGGAAAGAAACCGUAGGUUGGAGAUAUUGAUGGCCAAGAGAAAAUCAAGGAAGCACAUAAGAUUUGAGCUUGACGGAAGUGACGUUGGCGGUAUCGCUGAUGAUUUAUCAUCUUUCCGUCCACAAGUCAUAUACUCAUAUGCACAAAGUCCAUCACAUUGUUGUGUGUAAUUGCAUAAAAAAGAUCAGUUGCUAGAAGGUUGAAUACUUGCACAAUAUCAUAUACUCGUAUGCACAAAGUCCAGCACUUGACUGUGUUUGUUUGUAUGAUUUUUUCCCCAGUUUUCUGAAUCUCUCAUGCGAUCUGGACCUGCAAUGCCCGCAGUUUUCCAGUGACCAGUUCAGCUUGGAACUUGGAAAUUCUUGUC
Phragmites australis (common reed) is the source of this 1815-nucleotide messenger RNA. RefSeq lists its product as uncharacterized. NCBI's taxonomy places the organism in Eukaryota, Viridiplantae, Streptophyta, Magnoliopsida, Poales, Poaceae. The transcript is spliced from 2 exons. Bases 167 to 1618 code for a protein of 483 amino acids. The record is from RefSeq and is a predicted model, not a curated record.